This is a messenger RNA of Nakaseomyces glabratus, 1842 nucleotides long. RefSeq names its product dicarboxylic amino acid permease (gene DIP5). Gene Ontology annotation, cellular component: membrane. Gene Ontology annotation, biological process: amino acid transmembrane transport. NCBI's taxonomy places the organism in Eukaryota, Fungi, Ascomycota, Saccharomycetes, Saccharomycetales, Saccharomycetaceae. Gene Ontology annotation, molecular function: amino acid transmembrane transporter activity. The record is from RefSeq and is a predicted model, not a curated record.
AUGACUACCACGCUGUCUGUACCACCUGUGUUCUCUGAGAACCACUCGAUGGUCUCGCUGGGCGCCUCUGACUCGCGCGGGCACCACUUGACUGAACACACUCACCAUGAACACCAUGUGAACCACGUUAACCACGACAAGAAGGACGGUCUGGACAUCAACGACAUGGACAACCUGUCCACGGUCUCGUCCCGUCUGGAGGACUCUGAGAAGCAAGACGACUACAUGGACGAUGGUAAGGACGAGCACACCAGACUGCGCAAGGACCUGAAGGCGCGCCACAUCUCCAUGAUCGCCAUCGGUGGCUCCAUCGGUACGGGUCUGCUGAUCGGUACUGGUAACUCAUUGUAUACGGCUGGCCCCAUGUCGAUGUUUAUCGCCUACGCCUUCGUUGGUGUGCUGGUGUUCUUCACCAUGGCCGCCCUGGGAGAGAUGGCCUCUUACAUCCCACUAGAUGGUUUCACCAGUUACGCCUCCAGAUACUGUGACCCAGCUCUGGGUUUCGCCGUCGGCUACGCAUACUUGUGUAAGUACCUGAUCUUGCCUCCAAACCAAUUGACCGCUGCAGCUCUGGUUAUCCAAUACUGGCUAGACCGUGAGCAGGUCAACCCUGGUGUAUGGAUCACCAUCUUCCUUGUUAUCAUCGUCGCCAUGAACUUCAUCGGUGUCAAAUUCUUCGGUGAAUUCGAGUUCUGGCUAUCCACUUUCAAAGUCAUCGUCAUGAUCGGUCUGAUCAUCUUGCUGUUUGUGAUCAUGCUUGGUGGUGGCCCAACCCACGACCGUUUGGGUUUCAGAUUCUACGACCAUCCAGGUGCCUUCAAACCAUACUCAAAGUCCAUCGACGGCUCCAAGGGUAAGUUCGUCGCCUUCGUCGCCGUGCUAGUUUACGCCUUGUUCGCCUACUUGGGUAUUGAAUUGACUGGUAUCGUCGCCGCAGAAGCAGCAAACCCAAGAAAGUCCAUUCCAAAGGCCAUCAAACUAACAAUGUACCGUAUCAUCGUCUUCUAUUUGGUCACCAUCUUCCUGCUAGGUAUGUGUGUCGCAUACGAUGACCCAUUGCUAAAGAAGGCCAAGACCUCAGGUACUGGUGCUGCUGCUUCUCCAUACGUUGUCGCUAUUAUCAACUCCGGUAUCAAGGCCCUACCUCACAUCUUCAACGCCUGUGUGCUAAUGUUUGUCUUCAGUGCAUGUAACUCUGACUUGUACGUCGCUUCCAGAACCCUUUACGGUUUGGCAAUCGACAACAAGGCUCCAAAGAUAUUCGCCGUCACCAACAGAUGGGGUGUGCCAUACUACUCGCUUCUAAUGAGUUCCUGCUUCUGUCUAUUGGCAUACAUGAGUGUCUCCUCCGGUUCCGCCAAGAUCUUCAACUACUUCGUUAAUGUUGUCUCCAUCUUCGGUCUAUUAAGUUGGAUCAGUAUCUUGAUCACCUACCUUUGCUUCUUCAGAGCUGUCAAGGCCCAAAAUGUCGACAGAUCCAGAUUCGCUUACCGUGCUCCAUUCCAACCAUACGGUUCUUACUUCACUCUAGCUUUCUGUAUUUUGAUUGCCUUCAUUAAGAACUUCACCGUCUUCUUGAACCACCACUUCGACUACAAGAAUUUCAUCACUGGUUACAUCGGUAUCCCAGUGUUCGUGAUCUCUUACUUCGGCUACAAAUUCGUUAAGAAGACUAAGAUCUGGAAGCCAGAGGAAGUCGAUCUAUACACUUUCAAGGCUGCCAUCGAUGAAGAAGAAGAACAAGGUAAGAUCGCUGACGCUGAAAGGAGAGAAAGAUUGAAGAACAGUAAGACUAAGGGAUGGGACUGGUUCUACGAAAAGGUCCUUGGUAACAUCUUCUGA